UCACGUUCUGACGUAUCCCGGUAUACCAGGUGUUGGUAUACUGGUGACCCUAUUGCGUAAUACCAAAAAACUAGAACUGGCCGAUAUUAAGAAAACUUCAUUUUGGAUGUUAACGAUAUUUUCAAGCGAAGAAUUUUUAAAUGAAUGGGCCAUGUGCUUUGUGCUAGUUCUGAACAUAUUUAAGUUACUAAAGUCAUUACAACUGAAUUUAGAUGAUUGA
Messenger RNA from Funneliformis mosseae, 220 nucleotides. Lineage: Eukaryota; Fungi; Glomeromycota; Glomeromycetes; Glomerales; Glomeraceae. The record is from the annotation of a GenBank genome assembly.